ACCCUCGGUCAGAACACCGCGUCGUGCUCCCGACCUCCCUUGCCAAUAAAGAGAAGGGGCCACCGCCGAUAAGGCCCAUAGCUAGUAGCGUUUGCUGUCACCCAUUUGGAUAUAUAAAUCGUGAUGGUAUUGGCAAGCGCCGAUGAGAACACCCUUUCGAACGGAUCACAGCUCGACGAUCAGGUGAGCAAAAGUGGAGAACCUCACGCAAGCGUUCGAGAUGGCCAACGGCAGGGGAUCUAUUGGAACCGUGGUCACCGCUAACACCACCGCAGGGUCAUUAAGACUGACACACAGCGACGCCGAAGCGCAUGUCGAUUGGCUCUUUACGCUGCUUGAGUCCCAAGGACAUGCGGACUACAUUGGUGAGCCGAUUUCGCAACUCGAGCACUGUCUGCAAGCCGCCCACUUCGCCGAACAAGCAGGCGCCAACGCGACGACCGUGAUCGCUGCGCUGUUGCACGAUGUCGGUCAGUUCAUCCCGCUGGAGGAGAAGGUAAACAGCGCCAAAUUUGCACAUGCGCAGAAGGAUGGACAAGAAAUGAUGCAAGGGGGGGCCAGUGUCGGCCGUAUGGGACAUGAUCGUCUCGGCGAGGAAUGGCUACGGCAGCACGGCUGGCCGGAGACCGUGAGCAAGCUGGUCGGCGCGCAUGUUGUUGCCAAGCGAUAUCUUACGGCAACCUCGGCUGAGUACCUCGCAGCACUUUCAUUCGCCUCGGUGGCGUCGCUCAAGCAUCAAGGGGGACCGUUCACUUCAUCAGAAGUAACAGCGUUCGAGCAAGAUCCCCAGUGGCGCCAAAAGGUGCAGCUCCGAUUAUGGGACGACAAGGCCAAGGUCGUAGGGUUGGAGACGAAGCCGAUUUCAGCAUACCGUAAAACCGCAGUCGACGUGCUGCUUGGCGUCGCGUGAUGAUCUGCAUUACGGUUGGGCUGGAUAAUGAUACAUGAGCAAAGGGUAAUCUGAAUGUGAU
This is a messenger RNA of Tilletiaria anomala UBC 951, 971 nucleotides long. RefSeq lists its product as uncharacterized. NCBI's taxonomy places the organism in Eukaryota, Fungi, Basidiomycota, Exobasidiomycetes, Georgefischeriales, Tilletiariaceae. The record is from RefSeq and is a predicted model, not a curated record. Bases 221 to 910 code for a protein of 229 amino acids. The transcript has 2 exons.